AUGAACUAAUUUGCCAAUUAUUUAGAAUAUUACACUCAAAGAGACCUCCCAUUCAGUUAGAGAUCUCCGAAGGUCAAAGAUGCAAAGAAGGAAUGGAAUUUCAGUCCUUAAUUUAGUCCUCAUCGAUCUAGAUACAACAUAAAUGACACAUAAUUAGAUAAUGAACCUUAAAUCUCAAGGCUAGCUAUGAAUAGCAAGAUAAAACAGAGAAACAAAAUAGAGGAUAAGGAAAAUUUAAUAAAUCGAUAAAAUGUUGUGUUAAACUAGUAGAUCAAAAAGUGUUAAAAAAUAAUGAGUCCUCGAAAAGAAAAGAAGAAUUCAAUAGAUACUUCGUAUUUAUUACCAAUAGAUCAAAUCUUGACUAUUAGUAUAUAGUCAUCUACAGAUGAGAAUAUUGUGUAGAUUGAUUCUGUGAAAAAAUAAUCAGAUAAUACAAUAAACAAUUACUAAGUUCAAGAAUUCGAUAAUGAUUCUUAUUUCAAUGAAAGUAUGCGUAAAUCGUUUAAAAAGAUCAAAAUUUAAGAUGAUUAUUCAAGAGAUUACAAUAAAUAAUUAAGGCUAGAGGAUGAUUUCGAAUAAAUUAAUAGUUUUAGAUAACAUAUCCAAACGCCAAGAUAAUAAUAGAUGAAGAACAUCAGUUUUGUAAUGUAUAAGAAACAAGUGGAGGGAAGAUUUUGA
This is a messenger RNA of Paramecium tetraurelia, 678 nucleotides long. RefSeq lists its product as uncharacterized. NCBI's taxonomy places the organism in Eukaryota, Ciliophora, Oligohymenophorea, Peniculida, Parameciidae. The transcript has 2 exons. The record is from RefSeq and is a predicted model, not a curated record.